Molecule: messenger RNA, 867 nt
Organism: Anopheles funestus (African malaria mosquito)
Lineage: Eukaryota; Metazoa; Arthropoda; Insecta; Diptera; Culicidae
Gene: Xport-A
Exons: 3
Coding region: 548-850 (100 amino acids)
Source: RefSeq, a predicted model, not a curated record
CCAUCGGCCGGGAUCUUGAUUGGACGUUCAGGGAACGGAAAGUACAUUCUCACUUCCUUCAGAUCGGUGAUACGCAAUCGCUUAAUUUAAUCUUACAGCAAUAUCCCUUUUUGCUGCGUGUUGUUCACAAAACAUCCGUUCUGCGGUGUGUGGUAAAGCUAGCAAUGUGACACAAAACCCCCGUACCAUUAUAAUCUGGAAAAAAAGGAAGUCAAGUGAGUUUCGAGGAGUGAGGGAGGCCAGCUUCCACAUCCUCCAGGGAGUGACAAAUAAAGGCAAAAACACAACACAAACACGCUCCACUGUUUGGUCUUGUUCGGACGCAAACACACCUUCCAGUCCUUAGCCGUAUCGUUUUGCCCUUAUAUAUCUAUAUCGUUGCCUAAUGCCUGAAGGUCCCUAAAGGUGUUUGUACCGACCAGCUGGUGGUGGGUCGGCAAAGCCCGACACAGCAAACACAAACAAAACAAAGCGUAAAGAAGCGAAGAUACGAGGAGGCCUGUUGAAUUGGAAACGCGAGACAACAAAAAAUCUCCCUUCUGCGAUUAUGCCAUCGGCGACGUCGGGACGUAAGGGGAAUGCCACGGCGGCAGGACACCAGCGCAAGGGGAAAGCGGCACCGGCUGCAAAGGGUGAGGUGGCCCCGGUCCAGGACCCGGACGAGGACACGAAUGCCGGCUUCGGGAAGUAUUUAAGAUCGCAGGAAGGGAUUGAAAUGAUGAAACUGUUCGUGAUCGCUAACACGAUUGUGGUGUUUGUAACGAUGGCCUGGCCGCAAAUGCAACAGUCCUAUCGCAUCCUGCGCUCGAUGGUGUUUAACGACGAGGACGAAGAGUCUGGCGAACUUUAGAAGUGAUUGUGAAUUUG